Molecule: messenger RNA, 603 nt
Organism: Phytophthora infestans T30-4
Lineage: Eukaryota; Oomycota; Peronosporomycetes; Peronosporales; Peronosporaceae
Exons: 5
Coding region: 1-603 (200 amino acids)
Source: RefSeq, a predicted model, not a curated record
AUGAAGAGUCAGCAACCAUCCAAGUCAUCGACCACGUUUAUCUACUCCAACAGACUUGAGUGUGGCGACGGUGUUGAUCACAACGGCAUCACUGUGAGCGACUGGAGCAAUGGAUUCUACAAUUGCUGUGACGACAUAAUCCCCAACGGUUUCAUGGCAUUCAUUUGUCCCGUGAUCACGGUGGCUCAGAUCACUGUUCGCCUCGGGCUUGCCAAUUACGCCUUUAUCCUCGGAAUGCAUGUGGCAUUGUAUCUCUUGGGACUGGUAGCCGCAGCAGCAGGCAACCCCGUCUUGCUGCUCUUCAACAACCAGGCUAGUCUUAAGCUGCAUCACGCUUACAUAAGUUUCUGUCACCCGAUGGUGUUCCGAUGGGUGUUGCGCAAGUGCCACCCAAUAGCCAAUGUCAACGAAGAAAAUGCGAUGCAGCCGUCCACACUUUUUGCAAUCAUUCUGAUUCCGAAAUCAAUCACGGCGUCGUUCAGCGAUCCGUUGCGUAGAACGCCAGAGACAACGUCAAAAAAAUACGAUGACCGUCGUGUUGAUUCUGCAUUUGCGACAGAUUUCGUCGUGAAAGUGGCGCGUCUAUUCAAAGACACGUAUUAA